AUGAUUCCCAACGGGGAGACUUCGUUUAAGAAGUUCGACGUGGUGAAUGACUGCAAUCGCGUCGAGUACGUGCGGGGCUCAUCUUCGGAUGACGAGGCUGCAAGUUUUGCAACGCAUCUAUUGUUUAAGGCUCAGACGCAGAUGCGUGAAGCUCUAUGUGAAGAAAAGCGUGGUGGCCAGUUAGAUGACAAACGUGUGAACAGAAUCAUCAAAUCGAAUCUGAAGCGCAUCGCCGAGAAUUUCUAUUUACAGUUUGGCAGCUUGCGCACGAAAAUGGUUGCCAAAACUGUAGACGAGGUGAUAAGAAUGCAACACCAGGAGUCACCCGAGAGCCGGGCUGACCUGUGCCCCGACGACCUGUGGUCUGACGUAGUUCUUCUACCGUCAAUGGACACACAAACGGAAGCGGCGCGAGGAUGGAGGAGUUUGUCGGAGGUACCGUUCCGGGUGUGUAAAAAUCUACAAAUCGACUGGACUAAACUUCCGGAGGUGGCAUCGAAAACAGCUGCAGUCUUUCUCGCCGAAGCGGCGGUGUCAGGUAGUGUCGAUGCAGCGACCAUCAGAAGUGUGCUUUAUCUUUGCGGAGCGAAUUACAUCCAAUUCGCUGAGCGGCCGCGUGAGGAAUGGGUGCCUUGGACAGCAGAAUGCGAACGUGCACUAGUGAAGCAGGAAAAUGAGUUGCAGCAAAGGGGUUGUGGGAGGUUCGUAGGUGUCGGAAAGUGGUGUGAGAUCGACGUGCAAAUUUGUGGAGACAUGUUUCUCAAAUCCAUCUCACGAGACUUCUUGGAAUUCAUACCUUGGAAGCCCUCUACCUUGCCUGGGGCAGGACCCGACAGUCGCACAGCCUACCAUGUGAUUAGAAAGAGCGGUGGACUGUAUGUUGGCGCAGUCGCCAAAGGCCCCAGUUGGUGUUACAACGAGACCGCGAUUCACGAUGAGCUUUGA
Gregarina niphandrodes is the source of this 945-nucleotide messenger RNA. RefSeq lists its product as hypothetical. The coding region runs from base 1 to 945 and encodes 314 amino acids. The record is from RefSeq and is a predicted model, not a curated record. The transcript has a single exon. NCBI's taxonomy places the organism in Eukaryota, Apicomplexa, Conoidasida, Eugregarinorida, Gregarinidae.